Dentiscutata erythropus is the source of this 366-nucleotide messenger RNA. NCBI's taxonomy places the organism in Eukaryota, Fungi, Glomeromycota, Glomeromycetes, Diversisporales, Gigasporaceae. The record is from the annotation of a GenBank genome assembly.
AUGGGUAUAUCAACAACUGGAUGUUCUGAAUCCUCUCAUGGUGAUUUGAAAAGUGUAUUUCAUUAUAUUGAGCAAGCAAUGUGUUCUCAACACCUAAAGGCAGCAAUAAGUACUGGUUCUUACAAACCAAUUAAGCUACUACAAAAAGUAGUAUCCAAAUCAAAUACUAAGCAAAGAUUACUUCAAAAUGAAUGUCAAGAUUUUGCUACAAAAAAAAAGAAAGACAAUAUCACAAAGCUUAAAGAUGAAACUAUUCAGCAAAUCUUCCAAAAUAUUUCAGCAUAUUUUAAUGUAAUAGAAGAUGACAAUUGUGGAUUCCAUACUGUUGCAAUAUCAAUUGAAAAAUCCGAAGAAUAUUGGCCUGAG